CUCAUUAAGUGAGUCCCGUUGUAGCAGCUAUAGGUGAAGCUGCCUCUAUCUCUGUCAUACUGAAGCAGGUGUCCAACAUGGCGAACGCUCGCAGCGGCUCUCUCGCGACUAUUCUCUUUUUAUUCAUGUCUUCGGCGGCUCUUCACAAAGGAGCUGCACAGGACCCAGUGGUGAGUCAGAACCUGGUGACAGACAACGUGACCGUGGUGGAGGGAGAGAUGGCGAUCAUCAGCUGCCGGGUGAAGAACAAUGAUGACUCCGUUAUCCAGCUGCUCAACCCCAACAGACAGACAAUCUACUUCAGAGACAUGAGGCCACUGAAAGACUCUCGCUUUCAGCUCGUGAACUUCUCAGACAACGAGCUGCGGGUGUCACUGUCUAAUGUGUCGCUGUCAGACGAGGGUCGAUAUGUUUGCCAGCUGUACACAGACCCCCCGCAGGAGGCCUACGCUGAAAUCACAGUGCUAAUUCCUCCAGGUAACCCCAUCAUUGAGGCCCGGGAUGAGGUCCUGAGCGAGGGCAACGAGACAGAGAUGACCUGCACUGCCAUGAGCAGUAAGCCUGCUGCCAUCAUCAGAUGGAUGAAAGGAGAUAAAGAGCUUCCAGGCAAGCCCAAAGUUGAACUGACCUACGACAAGAUGUACACAGUAACCAGCCGACUGACGUUCACCGUUAGCAAAGAGGAUGACGGCGUACCUGUGAUCUGCAUCGUCGACCACCCUGCAGUCAAGGACUUCCAGGCACAGAAAUACCUGGAGGUGCAGUACAAACCAGAAGUUAAGAUCGUGGUAGAAUUUCCUCAGGGUCUGACCAGAGAAGGAGAGAACCUGGAACUGUCGUGUAAAUUCAGAGGCAAACCCGAGCCACAGCGGGUGAACUGGUUGAAGGUGGAUGACGACGUACCUUCCCAUGCAGUUAUCACCGGCGCCGAUCUUUACAUUGAAAAUCUAAACAAGUCCUACAAUGGAACCUACCGUUGUGUGGCAUCCAACUCAAUUGGAGAGGCUUACGAUGACUACACCCUCUAUGUCUAUGAUGCUCCCACCACUACCCCUAAAUCCACCACAGCCACCACCACCACCACCAUCAUCACCACCACCAUCUCCUACCCCGAAAUAAAUCAAGACACUGCGCCCAGCACUGAACCUGCAGCUCAUGAUUCACGAGCCGGAGAAGGAGCACCCAGAACAGUGGACCAUGCAGUUAUCGGAGGAGUGGUGGCUGUGGUCGUGUUCGCUAUGCUCUGUCUACUCAUUGUCUUGGGACGCUACUUUGCAAGACACAAAGGUACCUACUUCACACAUGAAGCCAAAGGAGCAGACGACGCAGCGGAUGCAGAUACAGCCAUCAUCAAUGCCGAGGGUGGCCACACCAAUUCUGAUGAAAAGAAGGAGUACUACAUCUAAUCAGAACAGGACCCCUCACCUCCAAUGUCCUGCUUGGGACACUGAAGGGUUUUUUGGGACGGGGAGAGGGGGAAAAGGUGGGGGUUGACAGAGGGGUUGGAAUCGGUUCGGUGGAGGGGUAGAAGAGACACGGGAUUUUAAAGAAAGGCCUGGUUUUAAGCCGUUGUCUAGUCUAGUCUGCAGAUGUAGAUGGAAUGUUGUGUGUGUUUAAAAAAAGAAAAAAUCAAAAAAGGAUAAAAAAUGUUAGGGUCUGGGGUUUUCAGUAUACAGGGAUGGGUGGGAGGGUGUGCCAGAAAUCACUGUAGAGAGCUUCACCAUUCAACACCUCCCUAACUGCUGGUACAAAUUGUAUUUAGUUCAACCAUUUGCAGAAAAUUCUGUGCCUUGUUCGAAAUCUUUUGGUUCUACCCAUAUUUUGCAUUUGUGUUGAUCAUCGUUUGCAUAACCUCGUUGCUCCCCUUUUCCCGUUUCAUCUUCCCACCUCGUAAUUAUCAGUGUGCUGUUGGCUUUUGUAUGAGGGUAAAAUUACACAGCCACUUUAUUAAUGUCUCUUAAUGUGUCUGCACAAACGGAUCCUCUCCUGCAUAACAAAAACUCUUUCCAGUAUACUGUGAUUUGUCUCAAGCCAUUACUUUCUUCUCUUUCUCCCUGAAGUUUUGACAGCUCUAAAAAUGCAUGGAACGCUUUACAUAUCAUUGUACAAAGGACAUAAAAGAGAAACAGGUUUAUAGUACUGGACCACACACACGACACCACAGAAAGAAACGCGACUAAAACAGAGGCACAGAGGCUAAUGUAAAAGGAUGUUCCCAUUUCAACAGGCCGGUUCAGUUUGAAAAUUCAUAUUUAAAAACAUCGGUUUUGUUUUUGCAGAGCAGAUAUACUUCUGUAUUACUGUCUUUUAAGGCAUUACAUUCCUUAGUGAAAAGAAGCAGUGCAUUAUUUUUUCCUCACUGCAUUGCCAUUUCAUUAUUUUUGAUUUCUUCCUCUGCUCUGUGUUAUUUUUCUUCUAUUUGCUGAAUGGAAGGCCUGUCUUCCCACCGGCUUUUAUUGAGUUGUAAUGUUGGUUUUCAAUUGAUUUCCAUCUGCUCUCACCCUAGAAUAUUUUUUAUUAUAAAUGAGAAAGUAAGAAAAUGUAAAUUGUCCUAAAAUUGUUUUGACACAUCCUCAGUCAAGAUGCCUCUGUAAUAAAAGACUGUUGGAAAAAAAUAUUUGGUGUUAAUAUUUGCCAAUCAGCAGCUGACAUUGCUGGUGUAGUGUACGCCAUACAACAAGUUUUCCAAGUAGAGAACCAGCCUUAAUAUAACUCCAAACUGAAGCCCAUUCAAAGUUAAGUUACAUCUAAUCGGUACAUAGCUACACGAUACAUAGCAGUCAAGGUCCUCCCAUUAGCAGGUUCACGUUAUCUCAUUGACACACAGUCCAAUGUAAAUCAAGCCAAUGGCAUCACAACUGUAUUGUACACUAAUCCUUACUAAGAAAUAUUUUUUACAACUUACUAGAAUUACAAUGGAGUACCUUUGUGGAUUUUACUGUAUCACGUUCAUUGUCAGUUUUGUCAAACUGUAAAAUAUGGAAGUGUUAUGGAAAGUACAUGUCUUCGAAGUAGAGUGUUCUGAGAGACAAACCAUUCACAGCCAUUCACCACCAUACACUAUAUGGACAAAAGUAUCUUUGAGUGCAGGUGUUUUGGGUCGCCACAGCUGUAGAAAAUCAAGCACCGAGCCGUGCGGUCUACUUUUACGAACAUUUGUGACGGGAUGGGUUCUUCUAAGGAGCUCACUGAAUUCUAACGUGGUACUGUAACAAUGUGCCACCAGUGCAACAAGUCAGUUUGUGAAAUUUCUUCCCUUCUAGGUAUUCCCCAUCUAAUCUAAGUGAAACCACAGGACCUUAGCCAUACAGUUAUAGAGCUCCAGCCCUCCUCUGGCAUUAACAUCAGCACAAAUCUGUGUGCCAGGAGCUUCAUGGCAUUAAGAAGCUCCUUUAGGUGUAAUGGAUAGGUGACCAAGUACUUUUGUCCAUGUAAUGUAUGUAAUUUUGCUCAAAUUCAUUCAUUUUUGAACACCAAAAUAUUAAUUUUGCAUGUAUGCUCAUGCUAGAACCCGUUGUUUUUGCUUCUCUAUCAUGGUUUAUGUACAACCUGCCAAAAGCCAAUGAGAAUCUGUUUCGCUAUGUCAGUUUGGGAGCACUGAGGACACCAGAAGUAAUUAAUUGUUCAUACGAUGACAUAUUACACACGUUGUGGUCCUUGGUGUUAAUCCAUGGUUUGCAUUAUUGCUCUGGCUUUUCAACAUGGCAAUGUGGGUUUACCAGUGACAUUGUUUCUCAUUAUUAUGUGUUCGCACAGCAAGCAACACGCUUAAUGAAUCCUUUCUCCAUGUGACAGCUGUGGGUGGAUAAAGCUGGAGGUUUCAGAUGCCGUGUACAAUUUCAAGAGUUUGAAACACUGAAAGCAUAUUUAUUUCGUGGCUUUUUUCUGUUGUGAUAUUACAUCACACUUCAAAGAUUUGUCAAAGUUAGGAUGUGCCCAACAUCAGCAGCAGCAGUUUUAUUUUUUUAAAGUGAAGUUGGUCUAAUGUUGAAAAACUAGUGUCAAGAGGACAAACUAAAUCAUAUUAGUCAAGGAAAAGGUGUCAGUUUGAUUUCUAGUGUUUAUUUACCAUCCACAUACUGUUAAUUUCAGCUCAAAAUCUGAAUUACUAAUGUUUGCUUGUUUAUUGAUAUACAUUAUUUGUUGUUGUUUAUUAAAUGGGACACCUGUGGAAUUGGAACAGUUAAGCUUUGCAUUAAAUCCAUUUUCAAGAAAUUUGAAAAGUAAUGGCAGUGCAUCGUAAGCGUAAGAUGAUGCUUGAUUUCUGAAUUACGCUUCUAAAUAAAAUGAAUGCAAUCUGUUUAAAAAUCUCAAAUCUUAAACCUGCUUUACCUUUCCCUUGUUUUGUAAUGAGAUGGAAAUGUGUUUCAAAAUGACUUUGAAACACUUUGGUCAGACUUUGCCCCCCUUUGCAAGUUGCUAACUGUUAAAAUUACUUUCUAAUUUGAAUAGGAAAAAAUGUUUUUUAAGCUUCAUAAAAUGGAUUCUUUGAGAGAAACCAAUAAGAUGUUGGAAUAAAUAAAUCAAGACACUGAAAACCACUUUUCCAUUUCAUCACUGUUUGGCGCAUUUAUGGAUUCUUUGGCACUUAAUGGUGUUGCUUGCCAUGUGUACACUCACUAUGAUUUAACACUGUGUUGCUAUGUUAAAGCAUUUGAUUGGAUUUUGUUAACGCGCAGCUCGUAUUGCGACACAUUACCAAUGUGAUAGCUUUAAUAUUUCAUGGUCAUGCAUGAAGACAACAUUCAGCCUUUCCAUGUUGAGAUUUGGGGUGGCUCUUAGACAUAGCUCUUGUGAAAUCCACAGCGCAAAUUACACUUUCUUGACCAUCUGUACAUUUAAAAACGUUUAAGUUUUGGGGCGGGGUGAUUUUAGAGCACAGCAAGUGGAACGGGGGGAGCUGUGGAUACGUUAUUUUUAGUUUUGGAUGUGGUAGUUGUAGAUAGGAUUUACAGGAGAGACGAUGUGGACAAAAAUCAAAGAUGUUGUGUCCAACUCUCUCCAUCUGUUUCUUGUUAAAACUUGAGUUCAUUUUCAUUAGUUCUGGACUCACAAAGUAAUUUUAUCACAAAGUUAACACUGUAUGCUGACGACACUGUUUUGUGUUUGUUAAAUGGACGGGUGGGGGUGGGGUGGGGAACUGAUUAGGUAAAUGUUUCACGGUCUGGUGUCUGAUUUAACUAUUGAUUGACUUGUUAUUGUUGCUUUAUGAAUCACAGAGCAGAUGUCACUUUCAUCUGUAAGACUGAUAUUGUGUGAUUUGUAUUUUCCAGUGAGCACUAUUUCGCUUCAGUGACAUGUGGCAGCUUUGAUUUAAAUCAGACUUCAAAAUAUGUACUUGCCAAUAAAGGAAUAGAACUGAAUAUUGUCUUCUCCCUAAGGCUGAUACGUUAAUAUUUUAUUUGUGAAUAUUAAACUUUUUGCAGAUUGGAAUGCCAGGAGUGUUUUACGUUAUAAAAAUAUUUUUUUGUUCUCCCAAAUUUCCAACAUAAGAAAGUGAAAAAAAUAUAUUUAAGUACGCUUAAUUAUUCCGAAUCUUAGGUGCAUAACAGAACGAUAAGGUUAUUGUACAUAUCAUUUUAUUUUCCAUUAUUCCCAGUGAAGUUUUAAAAAACGUUGACUAUGGUCUUAUCUUACAGUGCAACUGAAGUCGUUUUCUUCCCAUUAAAUUCUUUUGCUAGUGUCCUGUCUCAGGUUCAUGCCUUGCUGACUGAUGUGACUGCAUCUCAGGUAGAAUGCAAAAUUUAGGCCCCACCUAUCAAUGACAUGAAAGCAAGUACAAUACAUCAUUAAAUACAAUUAAGUACAAAACAGAAGUUUAGGUCCCAAAGCAAAAAGGGUGAGAUAAUUUUGCUUCUAUGUUGUACAUGUUUUAUGUAUUUUUCUUAAUAUUUGGUGCACUGUAAAAGAUGUGUUAAGUAUUGCUUUGUGUUAACAUAGGUACUAAAGAGUACAAUGUUUAUUGGAAUGAAGCAGGAUCAGAAACUUGUUGUGGCUGUACUUCUGUCAAUUUCAACGCACCACCACCUUUUGAUUCCCAAAAAGUUUUCUUUCACCAUUCUUUUCAGAUUGAUUAUUUUUGUCUCUCUGCUGUACUUGGGAAAUGUUAAUGUGUAUUAAUGGAGAAGAGGAGUUCCACAUUCCCAUACACAUUUUGUAUUGGUUCAUAAAUAGACAUUUUUACAAAACAAUGAAGAGUUCUUGUCUUAAUAAAAGAGAAAAGAUAUAAAUGUCCAAAAUAA
Molecule: messenger RNA, 6242 nt
Organism: Maylandia zebra (zebra mbuna)
Lineage: Eukaryota; Metazoa; Chordata; Actinopteri; Cichliformes; Cichlidae
Gene: cadm1a
Product: cell adhesion molecule 1a
Biological process (GO): cell recognition; homophilic cell-cell adhesion; detection of stimulus
Cellular component (GO): plasma membrane; neuron projection; synapse
Molecular function (GO): signaling receptor binding
Source: RefSeq, a predicted model, not a curated record